AUGGGUUCCAUUAGCACCCCUCAGACGCUUUCAAUUGUGGAAGCCACGAUUGCCGACCUUGAAUCAGCCUUGUCUCAAGGCCGCAUCAACAGUGUCGAGCUGACGGCCAAGCAUCUGCUCCGUAUCGCGAAAUAUGACCGCCGUUCCACACUUCUCAAUGCAAUCCCGCUCAUCAACGAAAACGCCUUCGAGGUCGCCCAGGCCUCAGACCAGCGACGUGCCUGGGGCAAAGUCAACGGCCCUCUGGACGGCAUCCCAUGCACCAUCAAGGAUUCGUACAAGGAACAGGGCAUGACGGUAGCCGCUGGCUCGCCUGCUUUCAGGAACUUGGUUGCAAGUGAGGACGCGUUCACAGUCAAGAGACUCAAGGAUGCCGGCGCGGUAGUUUUGGGCCGGACGAACAUGCCGCCCAUGGCCGCAGGAGGCAUGCAGCGCGGCGUCUAUGGUCGUGCCGAGUCGCCCUACAACGCCAAGUAUCUGACAGCUGCAUUUGCCUCGGGGUCUUCCAACGGUUCCGCGACAGCGACUGCGGCAAGCUUCGGUGUCUUUGGCAUGGGAGAGGAGACGAUCUCGUCGGGUCGCUCGCCUGCUUCGAAUAACGGCCUGGUGGCGUACACUCCGUCACGGGGUAUAAUAUCCAUUCGGGGAAACUGGCCGUUGUUUCCUUCCUGCGACACUGUGGUGCCUCACACGCGGACGGUUGAGGACAUGUUCUCUGUUCUGGACGUCAUUGUUGCCAAAGAUGACAAGAAGUCCUGCGACUUUUGGAGAGAGCAGCCAUAUGUGCAGCUCCCAGAUGUCGACAGCAUCCGACCCAAGUCGUACCAGGAGCUCUCCGACGACAAGGCUCUCAAAGGAAAACGAGUUGGCGUUCCAAAGAUGUACAUUGGCGGACUCGACUCAGACCCAGCCGCACGCAAGGUUCACACUCAGCAAUCCGUUGUUGACCUUUGGCGCAACGCCAGAAAGAUUCUUGAAGACCUCGGGGCCACUGUGGAAGAAGAAGACUUCCCCGUUGUGACGAAGUUUGAGAAUCAAGGGUCAGAAAGCACUCAAGACGGCUCCGCCGACGGCAUUGCGCCUCCCCACCACAAUGAAUUCGACAUGUGUCAACUGAUGGCCUACGCAUGGGACGAUUUUCUCGCCGACAACGGUGACAAGAACGUUGCCGUCAGUCUUGCCCAAGUGGACUCGGCGACCAUAUUUCCUCGCCCGCCGGGAUCGAUCCCCGACAAGUACGCGUCGGAUGACCCACUUGUCCGGCAUACCGACGUUGUUGCACAUGUUACCAGCGGUCGCGUCGGUACUUAUGACAUACCCGGUCUUGCAAAGGCCCUCCAAGGCCUCGAGGCCAGGCGUAAGGCGGACUUUGAGGACUGGCUUGAUGGACGCGGUCUCGAUACGGUCGUCUGGCCGUGCAACGGCGAUGUCGGGAAGGCGGAUGCGGACGUCAACGAGGCUUCGGCGGUGGACGCAUGGCGCAACGGUGUGCUUUACUCGAACGGCAACUGCGCGAUCCGUCAGUUGGGAAUCCCGACGGUCAGCGUACCUAUGGGAUUGAUGUCUGAUACGGGCAUGCCGGUCAACCUCACCUUUGCGUCCAAGGCAUAUGAUGACAGCAAUCUGUUUCGGUACGCCUAUGCUUUUGAAAAAGCCGGUCGACUUCGACAAGCGCCUCCGAGGACGCCCGAGCUGACAACGGAUGCUGUCCAAUUGCUCAAGGGACAGACGAAAAUGGGUAUGUCACCGCCUGAGUUGACUGUGAGUCACGCCGCUGUGAUUGAUGCCAAGGAUGGCAAGAAGCUACGCAUCUCAGGCGGUGUCGAGAAAGGAGUGGUACACUGGUUGGGCAUCUCAAUUGACGGUGACGACUUUGAAGAGGUAGAUGUUACGAAGGGAGAAUGGGAGGCGGAACUCGGUAGACUCAGCGCAUGGGAAGGUCGACCUGAGGAGAAAGGGGUUCCGGACCCAGCCAAGUCGAUGGUUGUCCUUCUUGCCCGAGGGCAGAAUGGAAGAUCUACGGGGAAGAUGCUGUUUGUAUAG
Colletotrichum chrysophilum is the source of this 2043-nucleotide messenger RNA. RefSeq lists its product as uncharacterized. The record is from RefSeq and is a predicted model, not a curated record. The transcript is spliced from 2 exons. Bases 1 to 2043 code for a protein of 680 amino acids. NCBI's taxonomy places the organism in Eukaryota, Fungi, Ascomycota, Sordariomycetes, Glomerellales, Glomerellaceae.